This is a messenger RNA of Belonocnema kinseyi, 885 nucleotides long. RefSeq names its product uridine diphosphate glucose pyrophosphatase NUDT14-like. Gene Ontology annotation, biological process: ribose phosphate metabolic process; nucleoside phosphate metabolic process. Gene Ontology annotation, molecular function: metal ion binding; UDP-sugar diphosphatase activity. Bases 101 to 778 code for a protein of 225 amino acids. The record is from RefSeq and is a predicted model, not a curated record. The transcript is spliced from 3 exons. NCBI's taxonomy places the organism in Eukaryota, Metazoa, Arthropoda, Insecta, Hymenoptera, Cynipidae.
AUGCAAGCUGCAAUUCUAACCUCACUUUUGCACCGGGCGUUAACCAGCUUUGUCGUCCACUACAAAUAUAUCUUGAGAUUUCCAGUCAUACAAGAAAGUUAUGAGUAAAAUGACACAAGAAGAACGAAAUGCCAUUGUUCGAAAAAGAAUGUUGGACCUGCAAAAAAUGACAGUUCUUCCUAUGCCUCCGGAUUCGCCUUUCGUUAAACCUCUGCGUUUGUUUUACACACAGGAUGGCCGUGAAAAAAUAUGGGAUAUUAUACGGACACACGACGCUGUAUAUAUCAUAAUUUUCAACAUAACUCGAAAGAAACUUAUCUUCGUAAGGCAGUUUCGACCUUCGGUAUACUUUGCUGCUGCACAGGAAAAGUUGGACGAAAUCGAUGUUAAAAAAUAUCCAGCCACACUUGGCCUUGCUCUAGAACUUUGUGCUGGAAUAGUUGAUAAAAAAAUAUCAUUGGUAGAAAUUGCGAGGGAAGAAGUCAUCGAAGAAUGUGGAUAUGAAGCACCAAAUUCAGCUUUUGAGAAAGUGAAUAGUUACAGAUCUGGGGUGGGAGACACAUCUUCGACACAAACUCUUUUUUAUGUCGAAGUUACUGACGAUAUGUUGACACAUCCAGGAGGCGGUGCUGAAUCGGAAGGUGAAUUGAUCGAAGUCGUCGAAAUGAGUGUUGAGGAAGUGAAGGAUUACAUCAAUUCCGGGAAGGUUGAAAGUCCCACCAGUUUUCUCUACGGCGUUACCUGGUUUCUAGCUAAUAAACAGGACCGCUAUCUCUGAUCUUUCAUUAAUUUCAUUUAUUUUCAGUUUAUGGUAUACUUUAAUUUCAAUUUACGCUAUAUACUUUACGGAUGUAAAGUAAUGUAAUAAAGAAACGUUCUUUUUAU